Molecule: messenger RNA, 1818 nt
Organism: Ichthyophthirius multifiliis
Lineage: Eukaryota; Ciliophora; Oligohymenophorea; Hymenostomatida
Exons: 4
Biological process (GO): translational termination; ribosomal subunit export from nucleus; translational initiation
Molecular function (GO): iron ion binding; ATP hydrolysis activity; ATP binding
Source: RefSeq, a predicted model, not a curated record
AUGGAUUAAAAAAAAUCAUUUGGAGACGAAACAAAAUUAAGAAUAGCUAUAGUAAAUUAAGAUAAAUGUAAACCAAAAAAAUGUAGAUAAGAAUGUAAAAACGGUUGCCCAAUAAAUAAACAAGGAAAAUUAUGUAUUCAAGUUACCCCAAAAGAUAAAAUAGCCAAUAUAGCAGAAACCUUAUGUAUUGGCUGUAACGUAUGUGUUAAAAAAUGCCCAUUUUAAGCCAUUAAAAUAAUAAAUCUUCCAAAAGACCUCUCAAAAGAUCUUACCCAUCGUUAUGGUCCCAACACAUUUAAAUUACACCGUUUACCAACACCACGCCCUGGUUAAGUAUUAGGGUUAGUUGGAACAAAUGGUAUAGGAAAAUCUACAGCAUUGAAAAUAUUAGCAGGAAAAGAAUAACCUAAUUUAGGAAGAUUUGAUAAUCCUCCUGAUUGGAAUGAGUUACUAAAAUAUUUUAGAGGCUCUGAAUUAUAAGGAUAUUUUACAAAUAUGUUAGAAUAAAAAUUAAAAUCUGCUAUAAAAAUUUAAUAUGUAGAUGCAAUUCCUAAAUACGUAAAAGGAAAAGUAGGGGAUAUAAUAAGGUAAAAAGACUCAAAAGGAAAUUCUGAAUAACUACUUUAAGAAUUAUAAUUAGACCAUUUAUUAGAAAGAGACAUCACCCAAUUAUCUGGAGGAGAACUUCAACGUCUAGCUAUUCUUAUUGUUUGUAUUUAAGACGUUCAAAUAUCCAUGUUCGAUGAACCUUCAUCAUAUUUAGAUGUAAAAUAAAGACUAAAAGCAGCAAGAGUAAUAAGGUAAUUAAUUCAAGAUAAGAAUUAUAUUAUUUGUGUUGAGCACGAUCUUUCUGUUUUAGAUUAUCUUUCUGAUUUUAUUUGUUGUCUUUAUGGUGAAUAAACUGCUUAUGGUAUUGUUACUAUGCCUUUUUCUGUUAGAGAAGGUAUUAAUAUUUUCCUUGGUGGAUUCAUUCCUACAGAAAAUAUGCGUUUUAGAGAAUAUGGCUUGAGUUUUAGAGUUGCUGAUAAUAUAGAACCUAUUGAUACUGCUUAAUUAGCAAGUUAUACUUACCCUCAUAUGGUUAAAAAAUAAGGAGAUUUUUAACUGACAGUACAUCCGGGAAGUUUCAGUUAAUCUGAAAUUAUAGUUUUAUUAGGAGAAAAUGGAACUGGUAAAACAACAUUUAUAAAAAUGUUAGCUGGUAAAGAUGCUGACAUGAAAGACAAAGUUCCAGAAUUAAACGUAUCUUAUAAACCAUAAACACUUGCACCUAAAUUUGAUGGAAGUGUAAGAGAUUUACUUAACUUAAGACUUUCUAAUGCUUAUACGCACCCUGCUUUUGUUUCUGAUGUAGGAAAACCCAUGAUGUUAGAAGAUAUUAUUGAUAAUGAAGUGCAAGCACUAUCUGGUGGUGAAUUGUAAAGAGUUGCUCUUAUAUUGGCUUUGGGUAAGCCUGCUGAUGUUUAUCUUAUUGAUGAACCUUCUGCUUAUUUAGAUUCAGAAUAGAGAAUUAUUGUUGCUAAAGUUAUUAAAAGAUUCAUUAUGAAUACUAAAAGAGCUGCUUUUAUAGUAGAACAUGAUUUUAUUAUGGCUACUUAUUUAGCCGAUAAGGUUAUUGUUUAUGAAGGGUCUCCAGGUAAAGAAUGUAUUGCUAAUUCGCCUUAGAGUUUAGUUUCUGGUAUGAAUAAAUUCUUAGAAAUUAUGUCUGUCACUUUUAGAAGAGAUCCUUCCAACUUUAGACCAAGAAUUAAUAAAAUGGAGUCACUUUUGGAUAGAGAAUAGAAAUUGGCAGGAAAUUAUUUUAGUUUAGAAGAGUGA